AUGACAAUAGGACAUCUAUAUGAGAAAAUAUGCGAAUAUCUUUUACGAAGAUAUCUACUGAAAUUUCAUGGUCUAUGCACGUCUGCUCUAGCUGGAUGUGAUGUGUUUCAACAUUCGAGCGCAAAAGUAUUUACCUAUUUAGAAUGUCUGGCAUUCGUAGCAACACAAUCGCAUGAAUUCGCCAUUACUGGUCAUCAAAUUUCAAAUGUAACAGGUGCACUAUUUUUGCCAUUGCUUCAGCUUGGUCUACUUAAACAAAAGUCGCGAGAUCAUACACCUGUACUUGUCGAACGUAUCUACUAUUUUAUCCAUCGUAGUUUUCAAGAAUAUCUCUGUGCUCGCUAUAUGAGACGAGUAUUGACAUCGGUCUAUUCAGCAGAACAAGAUGAUGUAGUGAAGUUCAUUACCGAGGAAAAAUAUAAUCGUUGCAUGCGAGAUACAUUUGACUACUUUUUCGGUUUAGAUCGCUCAAGUUCGUGUACCGAUAAAUUUUGGUCAGCCGUUGAUUGUGAGCCACGUGAUUUAAUCGGACUUCGACAUUUUUCUCGUAUUAGGGCGUGGUUUCCUUAUGGAAGCGGUAGCUUUACUUUUGACGAUAAAAAUAAGAUUAAUAAGAGAACCAUAGAUGCCAUACAAGAAUGGAUAUUGAAGGAAGAUCGUCGACCACAUGACUAUGGCAAUACAUAUAUAUUCGACUGGUUCGCUUAUGUGAUUGAUAAGGAAGUCUGGUUAAAAGCAUGGAAAAACGAUUUGCUCGAAAAAACUUCAUCAAAUCGUCGUUACUUCGCAUCUGACUUGUGGUCAGAGAUGAAUAUUACUGUCCUCAGAAACAUUUAUGACACAAUUCCAGAAAAUGUGCAAACACUAUAUCUACUAAUCAAGAAUGGACCCAUUGAACGCAAUCUUAAAUCAUUACAGAUCAAUACCGAUUUAUUCCCUCCGCCAGUUUUUGACAAACAGAUCAAAAUACAGAAAUUCAUAAAGGAAGCUCAGGAUAAAGCCAAACGACGCGAAUCGAUUACGAUACCAGAAGAAUUUCGAAGAAUUUUACAUGAUUAUUCUUCUUACGCCAAAUUGAAUCGUCAAACAACGUUAUGUGAUGAAGACACAUGGCCACUAUUGAUCGCUCCAUCUGCUUUAAUUAAUAUUGAUGAUGAAACUUUAGAACUCAUUUUACGACUAUCUCAACAGGAUACACUCUUUUAUCGUGAUUUUACGUUACCCAUCAUUCCUUUUCUUAAACUGUAUGGCAAUUCAACAGGUUUCAAUGAAAACACGCUUUGUUUACUCAUUGUAUCGAUUGCGCUCUCCAGCAGUUGUAUUGUUACAGCACCACCUGGACAAAUAACUUCGAUCCGAGUUUAUGAGAAUGACACUUUUGUUGACAUUGAAUUAGGUCAAAAUCGGCGAUCAGCAUUAAUUCUCGAAUUCGAUAGAAUUCGACACAAUUAUGGAUAUUCUGCAUCUUUUUUGCUGAACUGA
Molecule: messenger RNA, 1482 nt
Organism: Rotaria sp. Silwood2
Lineage: Eukaryota; Metazoa; Rotifera; Eurotatoria; Philodinida; Philodinidae
Source: the annotation of a GenBank genome assembly